AUUUAACUUAAUUUCCGCCGCGUACGUCGCUCGCCGUCGCUGCCUCUGAAAUCGCAACCGCCGCUGCCUUCUUCCUCUCCUCCUCCGCCUCCACCCGCUCCCCGUCUCAUGAACGUCCCUAAGCGCUACCGCUCCCUGCGCAGGACGAAGCCCGACGCUUCUGCCGCCGCGGGUCCUCCGCGGCCGUCGGUGCCGGCAGUGCCAACCCUGCCCGCGAUCAAGAGCGGCGGUCUACUCGCAAGCGGCUCUACCGCGACCGGCAACCAUCAACAAACCAGAUCCGCCGGCCCUGAGCUCUCGACUCCCGCCCACUCGCGCUCGACGGGUCCACAGCUCACCGUCACCAUCGAGAUCUUCGACGCAGAUCACCCGAUAUCGCUCGCGUGUGCCCCGACAACCACCGCGACCGCGUUGAUCGGGCUCGCGGUCUCUGCCGCCCAGCGCCAGCGCGGCAUGCGUAUCAGCCAGCCCGUGUCCGCCCUGCGUAUCCACGAACUCUGUCAGAACCACGACAUAUCUCGCGACUUAUUCGGCUGCGAGCUCAUCGACUCCGUCAUCAAGGACUGGGACCCAAAGAAAGUCAACAGUCUGCGCUUGGUGCCUGCCAUCUCGUCGUCGACCCAAAACGACUCUAGAUUCUCAGAGUUUGUCCCGCCGGUAUCCGGCUGGAUCCGUGUAAAGCUGAAACCAUCCAAGUGGUCCAAACGCUGGGCGUUUGUCGAAGACUCGUUUAUUUACAUCUCCAAGAAGCCAAGCUCAAAACCAAAGGACAAAGUCCUGCUCUGCAAUCUGUCUUAUGUCAAUUUCUACACCCUCGCGCCUUAUCACCUCGCGCAAAUAGGAUCACCAUCUCAGUUCUGUUUUGCGCUAAAGUCUACCAAGAAGCAUGCCAUGUUUGAGAACCAGCAUGCGUUUCUCCACUUUGUUGCCUGCAACGACCGUCCGAAUAUAGAAAUGUGGCAGCGAUCUAUCCAGUCUGCGCGGUUCCUCGAAGUUAGCAAAGAGUCACAAGAGCGGCUCGAGAUCUUUUCGCAAACACAGACAGCGAACUCCCGGGCUGGCCCGUCGAAUGGCCCGCUUAUCUCUCACGAGGAUCUCAAGAUGAAACCCGCAGAGCAUACAGCGGUGCAAGUUCCACCACCUCUUCUCGCAAUCGAACAGUCAUCCGUGAACCUGAGCAAUCCAGUCAAACGUCACAAGAGUACAUUACAGAGCUCAAGAACCGUGAAAUUAAAGGACGUGCCAGUUGUAUAUCAGCCAAAGCCCGACGUGGCAGUCACGAAGGACUCACUACUCGAUAAACUCAUGCACGGCGAGAACCUCGCAAGCACCUCAAACAUACCCAACCCCGAAGAUUCCGUCAAACGCACGUCGUACGACGAACCCGGCUCUCGCUAUCUUGAUCGUCCGUCAGGUCACAACGUCCGAAGAACAGGCUCGACGAGAAGAGAUGCAGGCUACAGUGCUCCCGACUCCUACAGCAGAGGCUCAUCAGACUUUGACCGAGCGCGAAUUAACGAAGCUAGCGCGCGAAGCACGAAUCAUUAUUCCGACUCCCACGAGAUCGUCGACCCGACACCGCAACACGCGACACGCUUAUCAGCCGAAAUCCAUUCAUCGAAGAAGAUUGAGGACGACGAAGACGAGAAUGUGCCUUUAUACAAGAAGCUCCAGCAGUUGGAUUUGAACGUUGGAUCCAAGAAUCCAUUCUUAGAUCCGGAUCUUCUCGCUCUUCCCGGCGCGAGAAGCUCAGAACCUGCCGAGACAAUCACAAAUCCAGAGCCGGUGCGUACCACACCCACGCCUCAGCUCUUCUUACCGACCGAGAACCUGUUUGAUUCUCCCACGCAACCUGUCCAUCAAAGCCAAAUAGAAGCUCAGACAACGAGCUGGAACAUGCCUUUGGCUCCUCAACCGAUCUCUCCUGUCUUUCAGCCCCAGCAUGAAGCAAGUUAUUUUCCGCAGCAGCAACAGCAAGACGAUAUAUUUGGCUUGUCUGCCCAUGGAAAUCCUGCUGUACCGUACUCUGCCCAAGGGUCCACCAUGUUUGAGAAUGGCGAUCACGUCUACAGAAGAUCCGAAGAGGACCAGGGUGUCACACGAACCGCAUCGCGGUACCGUCACCAAAGCAACAGUAUCCGCCACCCUCAAUCCCAUGUUCUGCAGCAACAACAACAACAACAGGCACAACAGGCACAGCAGCCGCAGUAUUACCACCCCCAAGAGACGCAUUACCAGCAAGCAAGUGUGCCUCAGAAUACCUUUUAUCAGCCUCAUGCAUACUACCCCGACAAACAUCCCAGUUCUCCAACGCAUAUCUACCGUGCGCCCCAAGAGCCUGACGGACUUUUCGAUCAUCCCAUGACAUCAUCGUCAUCGCCCCGCGGCAUCGGUCGCUCGCAAUCCACCCGCGCUGGAUCCUCUACGACCGCAGCAGCAGCAGCAGCGGCAGUGCGUGCACGUGCAGAAUUCGCUGCUACGAACGAUACUUCAGGUAUGCGCCGGUCGAUGACCACGACGCGGAGGAAAGUGCCUCCGCCGGCUAUGCAGAAACCGUUGAUUACUGUCAGGUCUGAGGCUGAGGUUGCUGUCGGACGACCGAUGUUUAACCAGGGAAGUUUGCUGGAUAGAAUGAAUAGAUGAUUAGUGCUAGUGAAGGAUGAACAAGUUUAGUUGCGAGGUUGCUGUAAGACUAGAUGUUGAUAUUGCUAUGAGGUACGAUGAAUGUACUAUUAGACCUUUGUAUUUACAAUACAUUU
Myxozyma melibiosi is the source of this 2759-nucleotide messenger RNA. RefSeq lists its product as uncharacterized. The transcript has 2 exons. The record is from RefSeq and is a predicted model, not a curated record. NCBI's taxonomy places the organism in Eukaryota, Fungi, Ascomycota, Lipomycetes, Lipomycetales, Lipomycetaceae. The coding region runs from base 109 to 2643 and encodes 844 amino acids.